Molecule: messenger RNA, 1228 nt
Organism: Beta vulgaris subsp. vulgaris (sugar beet)
Lineage: Eukaryota; Viridiplantae; Streptophyta; Magnoliopsida; Caryophyllales; Amaranthaceae
Product: chromophore lyase CRL, chloroplastic
Exons: 9
Coding region: 345-1145 (266 amino acids)
Biological process (GO): protein-phycocyanobilin linkage
Molecular function (GO): lyase activity
Source: RefSeq, a predicted model, not a curated record
AGUGGAACACAAAAUUUUGAUGCAAGCUCCCUGUGAAUUAUUAUCGACGGUGUCCAUUUCCAUUUGCAAUUGGCCAAUUGCAAUUGCAAUUUGCAACCACUAAAAUAUCCCCGGUUGCCUCCUUUCCGUUCUCUCUCCCUUUUUUUUAUAACAUUUGUUCCCAAUUUUUCAUCUCAAAAAAACAAUUAAGCCGCCAACUUAUCUGGCUUAAAUUAAACUAGACUAACUUCCUCUUCUUGUUGCUUGAACUAGUGAAAUAAAGUUGUCAGGUAAAAAAAAAAACCAAUAACAAAAAUAAAAACCCAGCAAAAAAAUGGCAGAAUAAAGGAUAAAACUAUAAAGAAAUGGGAGAAGGAGAUUCAGAAUCAUCAAAUGGAGGGUGGGUUAAAGUGAAAGGAUUGUUGAUUAAAACAGCGGUUGUUGUGGGUGGAGCUCUUUUUCUUCGUCGCCUUACCAAAUCCACCACUCGUCGCGACCAUGCUCGUUUCGUCUCUCAUUCUUUAUCCGGGGAGAAGAAUUCAAGAGAGCAAGCUUCUAGAGACCCUGAUCAUUAUUUCAAUUUGAGAAUGGUUGCCUGUCCAGCUGCAGAAAUGGUGGAUGGCUCAAACGUUCUAUACUUCGAGCAGGCAUUUUGGAGAACUCCUCAGAAACCCUUUCGUCAGAGGUUUUUUAUGGUGAAACCUUGUCCCAAGGAAAUGAAAUGUGAUGUUGAGUUGAGUACAUAUGCCAUUAGAGACAUGGAGGAAUAUAAGAACUUUUGUGAUCGGUCGAAGGAUCAACGUCCACUUCCUGAAGAAGUUAUUCGGGAUAUCGCUGAACAUUUGACAACUGUCCAUCUCAAACGCUGUGAUCGUGGAAAGCGCUGCUUAUAUGAAGGGACAACACCAUCAGAGGGAUUUCCUAAUACUUGGAACAAUGCCGCUUACUGUAAAUCGGAGCUGGCUGUCUUGAAGAACAAUGAGAUACACAUGUGGGAUAGAGGAUAUGAUGACGACGGAAAUCAAGUUUGGGGAGUCAAAGAAGGCCCUUACGAAUUCAAGCCUGCAUCUACAUCCAGUUUCAAGGACAUGUACUCUCCUGUUAAUUUAUUGUCUCCGUUGUCCUUGGACAAAAGGAUAGAGGGCUCUUUUGUUCUACAGGAGUGAGUAAAAUCUAGUUGUACAUGCAUUAUGUAAAUCUCUUUGACAUUUAUAAGAUAGCAAAGAAAUAAGUUCUAUUAUUUGGGCAA